AUGUGCCAGAGCGACCAUGCUGAGAAGGACGCGAGGGGCAUAGUUCCUGAGUGCUGGCAGGGAGGUGGUGAAACCACCCGCGGGAAGGGGCAGCUGACUAUUCUCUCUCUUCUGGCUGUUAUUUGUGAAGAAAUUGUGGAGGAUUGUAUGAAGUGUGGCGGACUUUACUUCUUUGAAUUCACAAGCUGCAGUGCCUGCCUUAUGAGCCUCCUGAUCCUGUGUGUGUAUUGCACUGAUGUAUAUGAAACGUUUGGGGAAGAUAAAAUCAAGAGAGUGAAUUUUUGGGCCAUGACAGCCAUAGGUGUCUGUUUUCUGAUAGCAUCAAUAGUGUUUGCUGCAACUAGCUCUGGGUCUGCUGUUGAAACAGCUGCAUGUGUGUUUGGAUUUCUUGCAAGUGGUGCAUUUUUAGCUGAAAUUAGUAUAGAGCAUUUUCACAGUCGAAAACAAAAUGUCGAUGGACGCUCUGAAAAUUCUGGCAACACUCAAGGUGCUACAGAACAUCAGCCAUUGAAUAAACAAAGCUAA
Molecule: messenger RNA, 525 nt
Organism: Opisthocomus hoazin
Lineage: Eukaryota; Metazoa; Chordata; Aves; Opisthocomiformes; Opisthocomidae
Source: RefSeq, a predicted model, not a curated record